AGACUCUGUGAUGACUUGCAUAGUAAAUACAAUCACUUGUAUUUUAGCCAGUGUUAUUACAUUUAGCAUUUUGGGAUUCAUGGCAUUCACUCAGAACACUGAUGUAGAUAAAGUAGUCCAAAGUGGGCCUGGAUUAGUUUUCAUCACAUAUCCAGAAGUGGUUUUGAAGCUACCUGCUGCCCCAAUUUGGGCAGCUUUAUUCUUCUUCAUGUUGGCGGUAAGAAAGAAUUACAGUGUAAAAAUAUGA
Molecule: messenger RNA, 247 nt
Organism: Ilex paraguariensis (yerba mate)
Lineage: Eukaryota; Viridiplantae; Streptophyta; Magnoliopsida; Aquifoliales; Aquifoliaceae
Source: the annotation of a GenBank genome assembly